UUUCCAGACCAGUGGGGCUUUCUGCAGACCGUUCCAUUCCAGCCAAGUCCCAGCAUGUUGUAGGCAGCUGCUACCGAAAAGAAGACUAGAGUGGAGAAAGCAACAAAGAAGAGAAGAGAAGAAAGUGUCGGGAGGACUGAUAGAGGAAGUCAACAUGACCCCAGUGGACCAGCUGGACCAACAGUAAACCCAAUCCAGCUGGAAGAGCCUACACCAGUACACUUUGAUCUGCAGCACUGUGGUGUGGAUAUGAAUGGGAAGGUAAAUACUGCUGAUGAGAUCCUUCAUUCCCAAAGUGCAAGUAUGGUGUCAAAUCUGUCUCCAGAAGCCCAGUCUCACACUCGGACGGCUCGUACUCCCAGAAAAGCGGCUAUGUUUGGAAAGCGCUCCAACUCUAUGCGCAGGAAUCCCAAAGCAGAGGUUUCCAAACAGGGAUGGCUGUACAAGCAGGCCAGCAGUGGAGUGAAGCAGUGGAGCAAGAGGUGGUUUGUCCUGACUGACAGAUGUCUCUUUUACUACAAAGAUGAGAAGGAGGACACAGUGUUAGGGAGUUUGCCCCUGCUCAGCUUCCGGAUCGGAGGAGUGCGGUCGUCGGACAGCAUCACCCGCAAGUUUGCCUUUAAGGUGUGGUUGGAAGAAGAGGAGGAGGAGUGUGAGGACAGGGAGCUGAAGGGUUCUGUGGCGUUUUGUAUGCAGGCGGAGCAUGCUGGGACCAGGACGUACUACUUCAGUGCUGACAGCCAUGAGGAACAGGAGGAGUGGAUCAGAGCCAUGAGCGAGGCUGCUGAGGUCCACAAUCAGUCAACACAGAGAACUAACUUGGACACCACAGCUGAUCACAUCAUGGUGACCAAGGCACCUGACUCACGAACACAACAGCAUCCACACGCACAAAACCACAAUGAAACUGACAGUGACCUGUCCCCCCAUCCGAAAACCAAUGGGCUCGACAGUCUUGAAACACCACCGCUGUCUACCACGUGCUCUGAUCUGGAGGGAAAAAUUAAUGACGGACGAGAAAGAGAAGGUGCAGCAAUAAGUGGAGCUGAAGUGGGAGGACCCGGUCCUGACCACGCCUCUCAUCCAAAUCACCACCCAAACGGUUGGAGCAACUACGGCCCUCCUAACACUGUGACCCACAACAGCAAUAGCAAACUCCCUCUUUCCAGGAAUCACAGUGGACAUCGUGCCACUCAGGGACACGUAGAGGCAGGUGUUGCCCCAUCACAAAACCACAGGGAACAGCAGGAGAAUGUAAUCCUGAGGCGGGGCUUUGUGCCACGAACAGCACCAGAGAAAGUGGCCCAGCGAAAGAGUUCCAUGGCCCAGCUGCAACAGUGGGUCAACCAGCGGCGAGGCAUGGCCUCUCAGGAGGACAUCAACAGCCCAUCUUGCUACUACCCAGUAAAUCGCGGGGUCUUGGCUGACUACUGUGGCUACUCUGGUGGUCCCCAGUAUGUGGACGAGUACCCUCUGUACCCACCAGGGGUCCGACCAGACAGUAUCUGCUCUGUCUCUGCUGUGGGGGGAUACGACCGACGCUGGACUGUUGAGGAAAAGCGCCGCUCUCUGAGGGAUGGUUUCCAUCCCCUGUAUGGACCACAGAUUCCCCAUGACCCAUGGGGGUCACAAUAUUAUGGUGGAAUGGAAACAUCCAUGCGGCGCCUGUCCAUUCAGCCACGCUCCAGGUCUGUGCCCAGGUCGCCAUCCUCGUCAUCAGGGGGGCCCUACUCACCAGUCCCACCUAACUUUGUCUCACCGGCUCGAUCACCAUCGACUCGCUUCGACCGGUUUCCAGGGAGGAUGAGGGAAGAUGUGAUCUAUGCUGAUCCGUCCGUCUACAGCCUGAGACGAUCCCUCAGCUCACCAAAGUAUGACUACCCUGGUGACAGGAGAUCCUUAAGCCAAGGAUUAUACCACCACAACUACCCUGUAUCCCCCUCUAUCCGCAAUAAAAUGGUGCCUCCUUUCCAUGAUGUCUACAGCAGAGAGCUACAUCCCACCCUGAAACUCAACGAGAUCGAAACCAGUAAACUUCUGGGUCGACUGUGUGAGCAGAAUCAAAUUUUGAAAGACCACGAGACUGUUGUCCACAGACUGAGAAUGGACAAGGACAACCUAGAGGAAUCUCUGGUGGCAACUCAUCAGGAGAUGGAGCUGUACCACAACCAGCCGUUAAUCAUAGAAAAGCUGCAGUUCAAAAAGGAAACCCAGCAGAACCAGCUCAUUAACAUCAGAGGGGAGCUCUCACAGGCCUCCAGUGCUUUAACCACGACUCGUAUGGAGUUUGAGGCAUUAGAGGACGAGGCCAAUGCCAUCCAUGGGGAUUUAUGGGAGCAGCUCAAUGCAGGAGGACAGAGUGAACUAGUUCGUAGACACAUCCAGAAGGAGUUUUGGAGAGUCCAGGAUGUAUUGGAGGGACUACACAAGAGUAACUCAUCCAGAGGCACUGACACAGCCAAGCAUAGAGUCGCCAGUGGUGCAUCAGGCUCCUUUAGCACCAAUAGCCCAGCCAGUCCCCUGAGUUCAGUAAGCCUAACCAGCCCGCUCAGCCCCUUCUCCCCAGUGCCCGGCUGCCAGGCCUCCCCCAACAAACAGCUUGGCGUGGAGUCGAAGUUUGGAGAACAGAACAAUAACAGUGAGAUGCAGGAGGUGCAGGACAGACAGUCUGCCAAUAAAGUUGGCAUUGUUCCUCCUAGAACCAAGUCCCCCACUGACAAAUUGCACAGGAGUUCUGCUGGAGUUUUCCAGCCAAAUGAGAGCAGGCCGAAUGGAAUCUCCAGGGAACGUCCAAAGAGCGCCGUGUUUCCUGCUGAGAUUAAGUCCAAGAUGACUGUGGAGGAGCAGAAUGAACGAAUUCGUCGAAACCAGAGCAGCUCUGUAAGGGACAAGAGGCGCAGUCUGAACCUCUCAAGUAGCCAGACUCCAGCCAACUACAAAGUGGUUCGUAGGCGACUGACAGCCCAUGAAAUUGACAUUAAAGACCUGGAGGCAGCGGUACGAGGUCAGGGCCAGGAGUCACCACAGGAAGAAAUCGCCCGUCUGAGACGGUUACAGGUUGAACCAGAACACUAUGACAUCAACAAAGAGCUAAUGGCUCCUGACAAGGUUCUGAUCCCUGAACGCUAUCAGGAUUUGGAGAAUAACCCUUCCCUUAGCCCCGAAGAGCAGAAGGAGAAGCAGAAGAAACUAAAGCGGAUCAAGACCCUCAUUGCCAAAUCAAACUUGCAAAACAUGGUUCCUUUCCUUGACGGCCCAGUGGAAGGUGGAGCUCCAGCAAGCUCCCAGCAGCAGUUGCAGGAGCAGGAAAAGCGUAUUGAGAUCUCCUGUACUCUGGCUGCUGAGGCCUCUCGUCGUAGCCGCCUUCUCUCUGCCCAGUGUGCCUCCAGUCCCCCCACCUCCCCGACCAGCCUGGUUCCUACCCCUCCCUCUGCUGACUUUCCCAACUCCGCCGACAUCAUGCAGGUGUGAGUCUUACAAGUUCAAGGCCUUGCUACUGUGAAGUUUGAUGGAGCAUCUUUCUGAGGAUUCACUGGAAAAACUGAACAAUGAAGAUGCCUCAGACUUUGAACUUUAGAGGCUGAACUGAUACAACAAAAACAUUCACAGCUAUCCAAGGAUGUUUCGAGGAGGCAAGAGCAAGUUUAAAACCCAAAUGAAUGCUAUUAGGACUUGUGACUUUAUCCCCCGAACAUUUCUAUAUAAUUUAGCUCAGGACAUAUUUAGAGAUUACUGAUGAACUAUGCUGCUGGUGAGACGUUUCACACUCAUAAUGUCAAAAUGUCAGUGAACUGAGGUGUGAUCCUUUCACAAGGUAACACUGCAUAUGAGAGGCCCACGCUGAAGAUGAACAAGGGAAAGAGAAACCGAGACAACUUAAGAAAUGUUUGGGACAAUGAUGAGUAAAUCUCACUGGGGUUGAAGAUGUUUUGGGCCACUAAAGGCCUGAGGCUGUUCAUUAUCAUCUGACUUUCAUAGAAGCUGUAAAAGUACCAAUCAACCAAACCACCAAUAGCUUGUGAGAGCCAGUGAGGAGCAGGGCUUAGCUACAGGCUGUGGGCAUUUGCCCAGAAUGACAUAUUCUGACAAGAGUGAAGCCUCUUAUUCUUUGUUAAAUUCUAAGUACUCUCCUUAUAAAGUCACUGUGAUGUCUCACUGUGAUGCCUUUUUCAGGCAGAAUUCCAAUCCCACACAUCCUAACCUCCCACAUCACAGACAUUUGAUUGGAUCAAACGCAACGUCACCUGGAUUAGGUUUUGCUUCAUGUCAUCACUCAUCUGUUGCAACAAACACACUGAAGCACAGAUUCUGUUGUGAGGGAGAGCUGAAGGUGAACAGCAUGAUGUAAAACAUGGCACACAUUUUACAACAAGUUAGAAUCAGAAUCAGCGUCCCUCUAUAAUCCCCGUCUUUGAGGCUUUGAGACGGAAUCUUGAGAUUUUAAGAGUAAUGUCCUUAUUGAUUCACCCCAAAACAAAGUUUUGUAUAUAAUACAUUGGAGUACACAGAUGUGGUCUUGUUAAUAUAUAUGUUUCCUCAUGAAAUGCAGCUGUUGAAACUAUACUCUGUACAUUGACAGAGGCAUUUUUGUAACCUCUGCCUGCAGUCAGUCCUGCAGAGUCUCUGACCAGGGAGGUUAGAAAUACUUUAGCUUGCCACACGAUUUGGUGGAUUUGGCUGCUCUUGGAAAUAAUGACCUUGCUCUGUGCAGUGUUGACUUUUUCAGUGACUGUCUACACCUACUGUAUAUAGGUAAUGUAUGUUGGGUAUGUAAUUUUAAAUAUUAUGCUGGAUGAGGGAUGUGGAAAUAGAAGUGACCUUAGAAGACCAGGUAGUUAAUGAUGCAGCCAUUUGUGAGGAAUUAUAUACUGGAAAAUACUGUACUGUAACAUAUCCCCACCACAUUUCAUCCAGUCAUUCAGCGCCAUCAGCCCAAAACAUGUGUUAUACACAUUAUGACGAAUACAGAUAUUUUGUAAUAUAUUGGUAUGUGAACGUACACCCCAUUAUGGAAAUUGUUGGCUUUUUUGACUUAUGUGGGCAAGCGGACAUUUAAUCCUCUACAAUGCAGUGCCUAAAAGAAACUUAAGUUUUCCAAUUGUUGAUUCAGAUUUGCUUUUCCAAGCAUUAUUCAACAAAGAUAUCAAAAGAUGUACUAUUUUUCAGUGGGAAAAGGAUUGCCUAAUUUAAUAAAAACCCCUUGUUGUAGGUGUUUUGCAUAACUGUCAGUCAGUCUUUAACAUGGACUCGCUGAAAUGUUUGACAACUCUUGCAUGCAAAAUUCCUUCAUUUGCAAGAUGUUUGACAAUUUCCCUGCAUGUGCUGCUUCGCCCACAACAUUUCAAAGGGAUUCACAUUUGGGCUUUGACUUCCAUAAUCCAAUAUUAUGUUCUCUGUUAUUUUUUUUUUUUUCUUGGUGGUUUUGCUUGUGUGCUUCGGAUCAUUGUUCCAUUGAAAGGUCUGCUUCCAGUUUAACUGUCGGACAUGUUUAAAAUUCAUAAUUUACAAUAUGAGGAUUUGCUUUUUGUCCCUUAAAAAUAGUUGUAUAGAGACUUCUAUCUAUCUGUCUGUCUGUCUGUCUGUCUGUCCAUGUCUCUCUCUCUCUCUCACACACACAAACAUGCGCACACACACACUCCUCAUUCUGUGUGUGUGUGUUCAUUGUGCUUAUUUUGCCCUGACACUCUUCAGUGUUUAAGUGACCUGUCUUUGUAAAGAGUACGUCCACAUUCUGAGACGAUAUGUUACAGAAAACUGUUUGUUUUUUUGUUUUUUUUUGGGAGAAAGCAAUCCACAGUUAUCACAACGCAAAAACAAAACAAUUUAAGAGAAUACUUCUAUUUUUUCUUGCUUCAUUUUUAUUUUUUAGAAAGGACAAACGUUCAACAGAGGUGGUACAUAUUUUUUUAGAUGCAUGGAUAUACAGUGUCAAGUUGAGAGGUUAAAUUUUUACACUCAAAUACACAAUGUUUUGCUUUGUUUGUUUUUUUUUGUUUUUUUUACAAGCCAGACAGUUUUACUUUUAUUGCUCUUGUGGAUCGUUUGAAGGAGCAGAACAUAGAUAUUUUUGAAUUAAUUGGAAUCUGAUGUGUUGUGAAACGACAGCCAAACGGUGGUGUCCGAUAUUUGAUAUUAGAUGUAGCAUUUGUAAAUGAUGAAAAUAAAGAAUAUAUACGUUAUAUACAUUGCUCAAUGUAUAUAAUAUUUUGGAUUUCAGAAACAAUAUAUCCUGCUAUCACAUAACUAUUGCUACUUUGGGGAAAAGAGACAAACUGCUUGAACUAUGCAAAUGAAUAAAAUUAGACAAAUAAAUUGCUUGCUUUCAGAAAACUUUGCAAUAAAGUGAAUGUAUACACAUAAUGUGUUUCUCUAGAUGCUUAUGAAUUCAUCACAGUAUUUUGUAUGAUAAAACAUGUCUCACUGUCUGGAAUGAUAAUAUAUUUACUGUUGUUAUUUUAUUCCACUUGUUGAUGAAGUUCACUGCCAAAAACACUACUGAGGUUAACUGUCUAGCGUGCUUGUUACUGAUAGGCUCCUUGAGGAUAUUCUACUGUCUUCGUUUUAUAAAACUGUAUGUCUGAAUGAAUAAAGUGCAAAAACAACAAAUGAA
Molecule: messenger RNA, 6610 nt
Organism: Stegastes partitus (bicolor damselfish)
Lineage: Eukaryota; Metazoa; Chordata; Actinopteri; Pomacentridae
Gene: plekha6
Product: pleckstrin homology domain containing, family A member 6
Exons: 24
Coding region: 250-3471 (1073 amino acids)
Source: RefSeq, a predicted model, not a curated record